Molecule: messenger RNA, 1470 nt
Organism: Cooperia oncophora
Lineage: Eukaryota; Metazoa; Nematoda; Chromadorea; Rhabditida; Trichostrongylidae
Source: the annotation of a GenBank genome assembly
AUGACGCUUCAGAGUAAUCCUGGAGGAGACAUCUCAGUAGGAAAUCAUUCGAAAGAUGACGCAUCCUUUCUGUCGAGGUCCGAAUCUGACUUCUCAUAUGGAGAGGAAGUUCUACCAAGUUCAGCGAGGAAAAAUCUGCCGCAGCGAGACGCCAAGAUUGGCGCAAAUGGGAUAAAUCUGUUACAGCAGAAGAAGGCAAACGGGCUCACCUUGAAGGCGGGAAAUGGUAAUUCCUUUAACAAAGGAUGUAUUGGUGAGCUCGAGGAUUAUGAUGCUAUAUCGAGUAGUCCUGAUGGUGAUGUUCCGUCUUCAUCCGUAAUAACACCAGAAAAGAAAAACCUGAGACAGAGACCAUCUAAAGAGCCAAUCUUGACAGAAAACUCCGCUGAAAAUGACUCCAAUAGAAAAAGAUGGCGAUUCGCAAGAAGUCAGUUUCAUAAUGACAGCAGUUUUGUUGUCAGCGAUAGCAAUGUCUCCAGUGCUACGAAUUCUGACGGUGGGUCAAGUGAUGAAUCUUGGACUGCAAGCGAUGACGACCAAGGCAGGAUUCGAAGUAAGCAGAGGCUGCUGAAUUCAAUCAAAGAUUCAUUCAAUAGCCCAUCUGUGCUUUCGAAAUCGAAGAAGGAACUGGACCCGGAUGAACAUUUCCUUGUAUCGCUAGCAGCGGAUUAUCCUGGGAAACGGCAUCCAGAUGCCGAAGUUUAUGUGAAAAAAGGUAUCAAGAACGAAAAUAUCCGAAUGGAGCUUACCACUCGUCUGUUCAAUAUAUUCAGGAGGCAGUGUUUCAAAGAUGAGUUACCAGAAUUCCUUCCCGUGAGAUGGAACAAUCGCCUAUGUAAAACUGCCGGAAUGUGCCGAAAUAUGUCUGAUCGCACAAGCUGUGUAGAGUUAUCACCAAAAGUAUGCAGCACUCCUGAUCGGGUCCGUGAUACUCUCAUUCAUGAACUGUGUCAUGCUGCAGUAUGGGUGGUAGAUGGGCGUCGCAAAGAGGGACAUGGUCCUUUAUGGAAAAAAAUGGGCUGCUCAAUGCAUGCGACGAUUCCUUCUCUACCAGUGAUUGAACGAUGUCACGCUUAUGAAAUUGAUGCCAAAUAUAUCUACGAGUGUGGAGGAUGUGGCCAAAAAGUGAAGCGUCAUAGUAAAUCACUAAACAUUGAUCGGAUGAUAUGUGGUAUCUGCAAGAGCCGCUUCACUCUCCAAGCGCGUACACGUACGAAAAAAGGAAUGGCUGCUGGUGAUUCGUCAGAGUUGAAUCCUUUUGCGAAAUUUGUGAAGGAAAAUUAUGGUAAACAUAAGGGGCCUGGUGUGAAGCAUGGCGAGGUGAUGCGCAUACUGGCACAGCUUUAUAAAGAAAGGACUUCGCUGACGGAUAGCGUCAAGGAGGCCGAUUCACAGGAACCUCUCGAUAUGAGCGUCACUGAGUGCCCGGAACCGCCUCUUGACAUGAGCGUGCUUUCCAUACAUGAUUAA